UAGCAAAGCCACGAGGCCCAGGAUGUGCCAAACUCCCCCCGAGAUCGUGCCCUAAAAAAAAAGUGAAAAGUGCAUUUACCCGCCGAUAAUUCCCCCAAAAAAUUGCAAACCCAAAAUCCUCCAGUGAAUAAAUCGAUCAACAAUUAAUAUCCUCUCCCCUUCGAUUAAAAUACUAAAAUUAACGAGAGAGUGAAGACUGAUUUCCAAACGAAUUAUUUACCGAAACGUGCAGUCGCCCCAAAAUAGAUGUAUUUCCCUGUAGGAGCCCAUGUACGUAAAGUUGAGUGAACUUUGACGAUAGAAGUACAUCGCACAGCUCCUCCUCAAUCCCCAGAGCUCAUUCGCCUCCGAAACACCGUAACGUCCCCAUAAACCUGGAAAAACCCCAAACAAUGUGAUACCAGGUCCCACGUGAUGAAAUUUGGGCCGAGGUUCAUGUCAAAUUGUCCAUAAAUUCAAAAAACCCCCUCGGGAUAGUUUAUUUGUGAUUCAACCGGAUGGCCAAGUUCCAAAAUCAUAAUGAAUGAACACAGAAUCGUGAUAUAUUAAACCUGACAAAACCUCAUGACUCAUUGUGAUCCCACCUCAAAAAUAAUGUUAUAAAAAACCAUUAAUUUCUCGAGGAUAGAAUUAAAAUCAAAGAAUUGGCAAAUGCCCAGUGUUCAAGUGCUAAUUUUCGGCUGCAAAAAUAAUUUCGCUGUUUGAGCAAUCGGUGUGAAAUAUGGUACGAGAAGAAGUCAUUGAGAAACUCAGAAGUUUCUGAUUAUCCGUUGACAUGUCAGUGUGAAAAUGGAAAAAGCAUUCCGAGAUGGCAUUACCACUGAGACACUUGAAUUCAAGGAUUUCUGAAGAACCCACUUCGUCUAGAUGAUGCUGAACUGACCUGAGAUGAUUGUCAACAGCUCCAAGAUGAUUCUGAACUGAUUAGCAACCAGUAACGCACCAAGAAUAGAUUGAAUUGCCAGACAACCCAGACAUGUCCUUCUGCAGGAUCACGGGGAGGAGCCGGGGCCUCCCCAAGCCAAACUAUUUUCCGUUGCUGCCACCAAUAAGUCCAGCUGAUGCUAAACGCUUUUGCCGAAUCACUGGUAAAUCCUAUGGUCUACCCACGCAUCACUACAUUCCGGUACUGCUGGGUGUGCACAGCAAUGAUAAAUCCAAAUGUAGAAUAACAAACAACUCUGGUCUUGGUCCACAUCACUACACAGCUGGUCUGAUACUGGGUGAGAAGAAGCGUCACGUCAUUGUCAAGGACUAUCGUUACGUAUUUCCAGUGCUGGAGGGUGAUGACGAGCAGCAGAAGGCCCUGAGGGAUCUCCUGGAGACGAAAAAACCGCCGGAAGACGAGGAGAAGCUGAAGUUCGUCUACACAGUUCAGGAGAGAAGAUGCAGCUUGGUAUUUCCAGCGAGUCUCGAAGCGGCUGUGCGAGACGGUGAUGUGAGUGAUGUCAUGCUAUCAAGAGACUGUGAUACAGUUCUGCUGAGGCUCAAGCAAGGACGCAACGUCUCAGUGGACUUCAAGGAGCUGGAUGACUUCGAUCAUCUGUAUGAGGGGCUCGGGCCUCACGAGGAGGUCAUGAAGGAGCGGGAGAGGCUGGACGCCGAGGGGCGGAAGCGGAAGAAGAGACGCGCCUCCAAGUUGAAUUACGCGAAGAAGGUCUUCGAGGAUAAGGAGAAAGCUGCGGACGAGGAGGAGUUCAAGAGGGCGAAGCAGCUCAAGUUGAGGAGUGUCAAGGACGACAGCAAGGAAGAGAGGAAUCACUGGAGGAAUGUUGACCUGAACCACGCGAGGUCUGGGGAGAGACAGCUGACGAUGGUCACUGAGACCCUGGAAAGCUUCGUCCAUCCCAUUACGAGGACUUGUAACUGGCGGGCUAUUGAGAGAAACGUCGGCAAGAUCGAUGGAACGCCAGUUGUCGAUCGACUACCGACUCCAGUUCAUGUCCCACCUUCAGUGAUUGACCUUGACAUGACGGAAGUCGGUGUUGUCACGUCGCCGAUAUCAGAGGAAACCGGUGGAUUGGAAGCUAUAUCUGUGAUUAAGCCGUUGACACCACUGACAGCUGAGCCAGAUCCAGGGAUUCAGCUGCUCCUGGCGAAGAUUCCUCCAGCUGAGCUGGAAGGAACUGCUGAUGUAAAAGAGAAGUUGUCGUCUGGGGAAACAGCUCUCCAGCAGCUGCCAACAGUCAAGGAGAUUCCAGACCUCGUGAGGAAGGUCCAGAAUGGUGUGAAGUGUGAGAUGCACCGGGUGACAGGUCUCAAGGUCGAUAUAAAAUCAGCUCAGCGAUUUGUCACUGGUCAGACUGUUGAAACUCCAGUGGGUCCUGUGUUCGUUCCUGGACAGACGUUGCAGACACCGCAGGGACCAGUUUUCGUUCCAGGAUUUACGGUUCACACGCCGGAGGGGCCGGUGUUGAUACCUGGACAAAUAGUUACGAUUCCUGAUGAUGGAAAGCAAACUCCAGUUUUCAUAGCUGGACAAACUCUGGAGACAAAGAGCGGAGAGAAGUUUGUUCAGGGGCAGACGAUUCAUACGAACGAAGGAGCUCGAUUCGUUCCGGGACAAACGGUGCUGACGGCGGAAGGUCCGAAAUUCGUCGCUGGACAAGUUCUGGAGAAUGUUUUUAUUCCUGGACAAACUGUUCUGACGGAGGACGGGGCUACUUUCAUACCUGGACAGACUAUCACAGAGCAAAAUCAUGAGCACAUAUUCGUUCCGGGACAAAGUGUGAGGAUAAAGGAUGAUUGGGAAUUUAUUCCUGGACAGUGUUUGGUAUCACCCACUGGAGAGCCAAUAUUCACUCCUGGAAGGACCAUGCAGACGUCGGAGGGAAUGCGAUUCGUCGCGGGACAGAAUGUCACGUCGAAAAAUGGAGAAGUCAAUUUCGUUCCUGGAAUGACCGUAAAAACAUCCGAAGGGGCUAUAUUCGUUCCUGGAACCGCUCUGGAGACUCCAGAGGGGCCGAAGUUUGUUCAGGGGAUGAUACUCAACACUAGUGAGGGAGAAAAAUUCAUCCCGGGGAGAACAAUCUAUGGAGCCGAUGGUUUUGAAUUCGCAGCAGCUAAGGAUAUCGAGGACAUAACGUUCCUGGAGUCUGGGCCCACUGGAAUUCCAGUGGAUCCGAAGACCGCGAGUGCCAUCUCCCUGCGUCACCAGCAGGAGGUCUUCGGACACAUGAUUCAGACCGAAAAUGGCGUGGAGUUCAUACCAAAAAGUUUGGAAAAAUCUCUAGAAGGUAAACGCAUUGUUCCAGGACAACUGGUGAGAGGCGACAAAGAUGGCCCCAGGUUUGUCCCUGGAGUGAUGACCGAAGAGGGCUUUGUACCCGGGCAGAUUGUACUUACUGAGAAGGGCGAGCAGUUUGUCCCUGGCCAAGUGGUGGAAACCAGUUCUGGACCGAAAUUCGUUCCUGGACGAAUGGUAAAUACUCGAAGUGGUCCAAAAUUCGUUCCUGGACAAACGGUGGAAACCGACGAGGGUCCGCGUUUCGUCCCUGGACAGAUUGUCCAGACAAAAGUUGGACCAACGUUCAUUCCAGGACAGGUGAUAUCGACUGAAGACGAGGGUUCCAGGUUCGUUCCAGGACAGGUUGUCGACACUCCAGAUGGCCCACGAUUUGUUCCAGGCUGUGUAGUCGAGUCUGGAACGCUCGGGGUGACCUUCGUGCCUGGACAAAUCGUGCAGACGGAAGAGGGUCCGAGGUUCGUAGCUCCGGAUCUGGCGGACACACCCGAGGGUGAAAUGGAGUUCUCAGUCCAGGGUUUCGAAGUCACCCCUGAAGAGCUUGGACUACUUCGACCUUCACGUUCCCACUGCAACGGUACAUCGGACCACAAUGGCGAACCCAGCAUCGAUGCCAGACUCCUGCGUCAACUCUCCGAAGCUGGAAUGUCGAUUGGACGAAAGAUAUCCCCUAACGUACCCAGUGUUGAUGUCGAUGUUGAUGCUCCAGUAGCUCUGGAGCACGCCUUGAUAAUCGCUGAGAAACUUGGUCUUCGUAAGGAUUCAGCUGUUAAAAUGGCGCAAGUAGUUUCCACGGUCUCCCAAUUGGCUCACAACAUCGUCCAGCAGCAUCAGCAUGGAGGCAAACUGCAUUUCGAAAACAUCUCCAACGGCCAGACACCGAUUCUCACCAAUGGACAGACCCAUCAUGAGGAGGACGUUGACUGGAUACACGAGACGAUCAAGACAGCGAUAGCUACCGCAGUCCUGGCGAUAACGGAGGAUAAAGACAAUCAGGAGAAUGGAGAAAGGAAUCCUGACAGCUACGUGCUGUCCUCCAUCAGCGAAGCUUUCAAUAUAGUCCUCCGUAAGAACUCCAGGACCAUUGAGGAGCCGCUGAAUGAGGUCUUGAAGAUUCUGCUGAUGCCUCAGAACAGGAAGAUCCUCUGUCAAAGGGCCAUCACCGAUCUUCUCCAGUCAAGCAGCAACAAGAUAGACAUUCUGAAGUCAACAGUGGUAGGACAAUCAUUGAAGGACCACGUGGUAUUGGAGAGACUGUCAGCAGUUCUAGAAGAGGAACAAGGAAAUGAACUGAUCGGUUCCGCUUUCCGAAAAGUCUCAGAGGGAAAUCCGGAGCUGGUGUCCAGCGUUUUGAAGAAGGUCUCGCAGGAAGUCUCAGCCCUCUCCACGGAGCGGGAAGCCGCGGAAACUGUUCACAAAGCGAUUGUCGAUGCCGUCAGGGAAUCCAGUGAACUUCAGGUCCAGAAGAUGCUGAGUGAUGAAGGAGUUCAUCUGCGAGAGCUCAUCCUCCAGGCAGUUGGUCUAGCUAGAGCUCUGGGCAUGUCAUCAACAGCGAGCAGUCUUCUGAAUGUCAUCAGCGAUGAGAAGUCCACGCAGGUCCUGGCUGGGGAUAAAGUCACUCUGGACAUCCUGAAGAGGUUGACUGUGAUGCGGAAACUCGCGGAGGCGCGUCCACCCUUUCUCACAGCCCUUCGCAAUCUCUGCAGCGAUCCGGAACUAGCGAGGACUGAUCCAAGGCUGCGGACACUUGUUCGUGAGAGUGCAGCACUGAUGAUUGUCCCUGAGGAUUUGCCACUGCAGUCGUCGAGUGACAUUCCCAUGGCACUUCUGAAUGCGGAGAACAGCCUCGCCAUCGAGGAUUUCUUCAUCAGGAGGAAUCAGAAACCUGAGACGAUAUUUAUGAUUCUCAAGAAGGGCCUGCAGACCGUCGUCCCCAGGGACGCGUCACGGGCAGUUCUGACUGGUCAGGUUGCUUAUACCGUUCUUGAUGAGAAUGGAAUAUCGCACUUUGAACCACUUCAUGUAUUUUCGGCACUGAAACUCAAUAAACCGUCGGCCCAUCGGUUCUCGAUGUACGCUAUUCCUGUUGCUGGGGAGGAGGAUUAUGAGGUGGAGACGAGCGUCACAGCUUCAAUCACCUCGACGACUGAUGCUGAGAGACUGCAGAAUGGGCAUUGCCGGGCUUCGAGGGAAUCCAGUGCUGGUGUUAAUCUUACGGACAGGACUCUGGAGAAUUCCAUGAGUAGGGAGAAUACGCCGAGUUUCAGGAGACGUAGUAGUGCGAAUACCGAAGGAUUUUGGGAGAAUGGGAAUCAGGAUAAUUUCGUAGUGGUGAAGGACUAUGUAUCGAAAGAGGACAGUAGCUUCUGUGUAGCUGUCGGUGACAUCGUCGAAGCUGUUGAAUUUCAAGACGACCUGACCAAGCGAGCUAGAAUGGAUCCCGAUCUAGAAAUUGGUGAGAUUGGCGCAUGUCUGGAUAGCUCUGCAGCUCGUCACAGAAUAUCGGUGAGACCGAAGAGAAGACAUAUCGAUUCACGAGCCAGAGGUGUUAUAAGAUCGAACUCCGAUUCUAAUAUCCAGAGAGCACUGGUACGGAAAACUGACGGAAAAGAAGGAUGGCUGCCAAUGUCAAUACUCAUGCAGACAGCUGUCAGCGAGGACAGUUCAACCCUGACGAGCCAACACCGCCCAGAGGAUUCUCGAUAUCGACGCGAAGCUGUAGUCAAAGAACUGGUCGAAACCGAGGAGGAGUUCGGCAAGGACCUCCAACAAGUCGUCGAGAGGUACCUGAAACCCCUGGAUAAUCCAGGAGUUCCCAGGGCCGUUCGGGAUAAUAAGGAAAUCAUCUUCACGAAUCUCAAACAAAUCGCUGAUUUCCAUAAUACAUCGUUCGGCAGGGUUUUAAUCGAGGGUGUCAAGUACUACGCGGACCAGCCGAGAAUGCUCGGGAAAACGUUCCUGAGACUGGAAAGAGAUUUCGAUAAACACGUGGCUUACUGUCGAGACGAACCCGCUGCGCAAGAAUUACUACAGACAAACAACGAGGUUCGAGAAUAUUUCGAGGAGCUGAGCCAGACCCUCGGAGACGAUAAAAGCGUUUCGGAACAUCUGAAGCUUCCGAUACAACGCAUUAACGACUACCAGCUCCUGCUUAAGGAGCUGGUUAAAUAUUCGACCCGACUAGGGGAAAAUUGCGACGACCUCCAGAAGGCCCUGGAGUUGAUGCUGGGAAUUCCCCAUCAAGCAACCGACAACAAGUUCAUCAGCAACAUCGAAGGAUUCAAGGGUAACAUUCACAAACUCGGUAGACUCCUCACACACGAGUGGUUCACGGUAACCGACAAGGACGGAAAGACCAAGGAGCGUUAUCUGUUCCUCUUCAAGGCCCGAAUACUCGUCUGCAAGGUCCGAAGAAUAUCCGAGGACCGUUCGGUUUUCGUUCUCAAGGACAUCAUCAGAUUGCCGGAGGUUGAGGUCAAGGAUUAUCCGGCUGAUCAGCGAUCCUUUGAACUCCACAAUCCUGAGCUGUCAGGAUAUCCGAUCACUCUCGUUGCUCACAAAGAUCAGGUGAAGAAGACGUGGCUGAAGGAGAUACGCCAGUACGCGAGUGAUCUUGUUGCACUUGCUGAGCAUGCGGCUGAUGAUCUCCAACUGACUGAAGAGAAAAAUACCGGCGACGAGGUCAAGGACACCGGGAUCAAUCCCCCUGCGACUGUCAAACCAGAAGGGAAGCUCAAGGUCGAGGGAAAAGGGCUGGGAAGAGCUGAGGAGGCGAGGACAGCUGAGAAGAGAGAGAGCGUUGUCAAGGUCGACGAUUCUGGUGUCAAGAAGGCGAGGACUGAAGACAGCGAGGAGAUGUCUGGACGAUACUCUGCCAGUCGCUUCAGCGCCUCUUCGAAGGUCGUCGAAGAGUAUUCGUCAGUAUCCAGCAGUAGAAAUGGCACAUCGUCGUACGUUGAAACGUCGAUGUCAGGAUCGCAGAGUGAAAGAAGAUCGUCGUCGUCAUUGUACGGUGCUGCGACAAUCCAGGAGUCAUCGAGCUCGUACCAUACGGCCGUCAGUGGAUCUUCUGGAGAUACGAGGAUCGCCAAACUGGCCCUGACUGCUACCGAAACUGGAAAACCAAAGUUCGUGAAGACAAUCGAGGGCAUCAGCGCUGAACCCAUCCGAGCGAAACAGGCUGUCAUGCACGUUAUAGCUGGCGAGUCGGCGACAUUCGAAUGUACCCUGGAGACCAGCGGUUCUGCCUCCAGACUUCACUGGCUGAAGGACAACAAGCCCCUGGAUGACAAACUCGCGGAUAGAAUCAACAUCACAUCGACCGAGAAUUCGUUCAAACUCAAGAUUCUGAAUGUCAUGGAGAGUGAUACAGGGAUUUACACAGCACGGGCUGCCAACGGUGAUGGGAAUGCCACCUGCACAGCCCAAUUAAUCGUUGAAAAUUUGACAGCUGACGAGAGGAAAGCCAAGGCCGAAGCUAAGGCACCUGUAUUCCUAGUGCGACUUAAGGAUACUGAACUCCUAGAAAACACGUACCUUCGGUUUAUGAUCAAGGUCAAGGGCGAUCCCAAUCCUGACGUGAAAUUCUUAAAAGACGGUGUUCCAAUUGAUUCAAAACAAGAAAGAAUAAAAAUUAUCACUGAAAAAGCCGACAAGGGUUUCUACGAGCUGGUAAUCCCCGACGUUCAGAAAACCGACGCAGGAAAAUACUCGUGCACAGCAACGAAUCAAUUCGGUGAAGCUUCCUGCGAGGCUGACGUAUCAGUAACCGACGAGAAGACCCUCUUCGCAGGGCUCCCCGAGGGGAUCUUCGAACCCGGUACCGAGCCUUCCUUCAAAUGGCUGCGAGAUGGGAAGCCCUUCGACCCCGAGGAGCGCUUCAAAGUCCUCUUCGAGGACAAGGAGGACACCCUGGCUCUAGUUUUCCAGCACGUGAAGCCAGAGGACGCUGGUUUGUACACCUGCGUGGCUCAAACCAGCACUGGAAAUAUCAGCUGCAGUGCUGAGUUGACAGUCCAGGGAAACGUCAAUCAGCUCUUGAAGGAACCAGCAAAACCGGUUCUUGGAAGUGAAUCCAAGAAGUCCGAGGUCAAUGUCGGUGGCUCUGCUAUGCUGGAUCUCCACGUCAAGGGAUUCCCGAAACCUCAGAUCACCUGGAGCAAAGAUGGAACGGAAAUUCUAGCUGGUGGAAGGAUAAAGUACCUCUGGGAGGAUGAGGAGUCCCUCUCACUCGUCAUCAAGAACGUGACGAGUGAUGACGGUGGAGUUUACACCAUCAAAGCGAAGAAUGAAUUGGGAGAGGACACGACGUACAUCGAGCUCAUCGUCAAGUCAGCCCCGAAGAUCGUGAAGAAGAUGACUGACAGCUUCGCUUACAUCGAAACCGACACGAAAAUGACAGUUCAGAUUCAGGCGUCACCAGCUCCAGACGUCACGUGGUACAAGGAUGGACAAGUGCUGAAGGAGUCUGACAGGAUUUCAUUUGUCAAAGAGGGAAGUGACAGCUACAGCCUGAUUAUCAAGGGAUGUAAGCUCACUGAUACCGGGUCGUACUCGGUGAUGGCGAAGAACGAGAUCAAUCAGACGUCUGAUGUCUGGAACUUCGACGUCAAGUGCCCACCGAAGAUCAAGAAGAAGCUGGGGGAGUCCAGGAUUAUUGAAGAGGGGGCUAGUCUGACUCUCCAGAUUGAAGUGGAGACCACACCUGAACCGAAAGUUGUUUGGCUGAAGGAUGAUGUUGUCAUCAAGGAAGACCGCAGGAUCACCAUUGUUGAUGAUGGAGAGACGAGGGUUUUGAAGAUCAACGAAUGCGUGGGAACUGAUGCCGGUGUUUAUAAGGCGAAAGUCAGUAAUAAAGAUGGAACGACAGUGGAUCAAGUUGGAGUUGAGGUAAAAUGUGCACCGAGCUUCAAGAAGAGUAUGACCGAUGUAAUCACCAAAGUUGGUGCGACCAGCGCCGAAUUCGUAGUUGAAGUUGCCGGCUACCCGCGACCAAAAGUCCAGUGGUACAUCAACAAAACUGAAAUCACCGAAAGUAAGAAGGAAUUCACGACGUCCUCCGAAGGUGACGUUCACAAACUCGUCAUCAAAGAUAUCAAGGAGGAGCGUUCUGGCUGUUAUACUUGCAAAUUAACGAACCAGUACGGUUCAGAGUCCAGCAGUGGACAGCUGAUUGUCUACUGCAAGCCGAAGAUUGUGAAAAAAUUGGUGGAUCAGAAGUUGAACGAGGGAGAGACUCUUAAAUUGGCUGUGGAAAUAUCGGGAACACCGGAUCCAGAUAUCAAGUGGUUCAAGGAUGGAAAAGAAGUGUCUGCAGACGCUAGAAUUAAAAUCACUAGGGACAGUCAGAGGAAGGAGAGUUAUGAUCUCACUUUGAACUUGUUGAAGGGGUCUGAUGGGGGUACCUAUGAAGUUAGAGCUGAAAAUGAGAUGGGAAGUGUCACUUGCAAGAGCAAAAUCAUCGUUUUGACCAAAUCGGAAGCAAAGGUUGAGGCAGUAGACGAAGAUGCAUCAAAGAAGAAAGCCCUUGAGGAAGAUAUUUCGGCAGAAAAACAACAAGCUGAAGGUCCAGAAGGGUGCGAGAAACUGGUGAAGAGGAGCAUCGAAAAGGUCAAGGGAAAGGAGGGUGAGACUAUAACAAUAUCAGUGGAAUCAACAACAGAGCAUGAAGCUACGAUGACAGGUCCUGAUGAGCGUCACACAAUCAGUAAAAUGAAAUCAACGAAAGUCGAGUGCCAGGAAAUUCACACUGAUGGACCGCUGGUAGAGGAGAUAGCGUCUUACAGCUACACAAUCCAAGAUGAUGACACUAGCCAGAAGCCUCAGAACGGAAUAUUGAUCGAGGAGUACUCAGAAGAGGACGACAAUAAGAAGAAGAAGAAGUUGUCGGUGAAUCGAGGGGUUUCGAUAGUUUCAGUAUCGGAUGACGAAUCGACCCUGAAAGCUCUCUCUAGAGACGUCAGUGGAGAGGAAAUUUACAACGCUGAAGCCUCCGAGGGCUUCAAGCGGAACGAAGUGAUCGAGGGACUGAUCCCCCAGGGGAAGACCAUCGAGGAAAAAGUCUUCGAAUACGAUGGGCCUCAUCACGCUGUGAGGUACAGCGAAACCAUCAUCGAGGAGACGUUCAUUGAUAGCUCGUCUCAAGAAGCUCCUGAAGAGGUUCUCGUGAAGACGAAGAGUCAGAGGGGAACGAGUGAAGAGAGUAAGUUAACGAGGCAGUCGUCGAAAAUUGAACGAGUUGAUGCUGUUGAAUCGAGGAAGGCGUCGAUAACAGACGUUCCUGGGAGGAGAAAUUCUCAAACAGCCAUCGUCGAGGAUGGGAAACUGUCUCGCCAGAGUUCCAGGAUGAGUCGAAUUGACUCCACGGAGUCGACGAAGGCCUCCAUCAGCGAGUUAUCGAGGGAGAAUUCCCAGACAGCUGUUCUUGAAGAGGGAAAGCUGUCGCGUCAGAACUCGAGGAUGAGUCGAACUGAUUCGACGGAGACGAAGAGGGGUUCGGUGACCGGGUCAAGGAGGAACUCGCAAAAGGUCGUUGAUGACGACGAUGAUCUGGAUGCUGAUGAGAAAACGAAGUCUCUUCUGGAGAGGAUCAAGAGACAGCGAAGUGUUCUAGAAGAAAUUAUCGAUCAAACGACGGAGAAAGCGGAUAAUGGCGAGAUCGGAGCUGCGCCAUCAAUCAUCAGCCACGACCUGGAGGAUCGAAUGAUCUACGAAACCCAGAGUACUGUCUUCACGAUAAAAGCAACCGGUCUCCCCCGGCCCGAUGCAAAAUGGUUCAAGGACGGGAAGCCCUUGAAGUCAGCUGACAAAGCUAAACCUGCUCAGGUGGGAGAGACCUACACCCUGACGAUCAACAAAGUUACCGAGAAAGAGAGUGGGAUAUACCAACUUGUCCUGACUAACAAACUUGGUUCGGCGAGUCUCGAUGCUUUCCUGGAAGUCGGCCCAGUGGGAGACCUCCGCAAGCCCAGAUUCUGCGACGGGGUCAAGGACGUCGACGUCGAGAUCAACACCGCAGGAACUCUUCAGGGAGUCCUAACAGCAGACCCCAUUCCAGAUAUCGUAUGGUUGCACGACGGGAAAGAAAUCCCAGAAGACGACAAGAAGUUCACGAGAAACGUAGCGACUCGAAAAGUUGAAGAUGGUCUUCAGCAAUGCACCUACUCCCUCAGCAUCGCCGACUGCCUCCCAACUGACGUUGGCAAAUACACUUUGAAAGCUACCAAUGCACACGGUGAGGACAGCUCGACAGCGGAUCUGGAGUUACUCGCACCACCGGAGAUUCUGGAAUUCAAAGAUCUGAAUGCAGCUGUGGAGGAGCUGUCUCGUUGGGAAGUCAUCAUCAAGUCCAACCCGAAGGCUGAGCUCUCCUGGGAGAGGGAAGGCGUUCUCCUUGAAGACGAAAGUCGUUUCGCCUCCGAAGAUGAUUACAAGAAUAAAAAAUAUCGUUUGGUCCUGAAGAACGUGGCAUAUGAAGACGCUGGAACCUACAAAGUCAUCGCUAAGAAUUACCUCGGCCAAGACAGCGCAGAGGCUCAACUCAUACCCUACACCGAGCCUCCGGAGUUCAUUCAGACCGUCUCCAACGCAUCUGUCCGUCACGAUGCUGCUAUGGAGUUGAAGGUCGAGGCUAAAGGUAUAGCCCGCCCUAAAAUCCAAUGGUUCAUCAACGGAGACGAGCUCACGAAUGACGGACGUCAUAUCAUCAAUACAAUCGUUGACGAUCACGUCUUCAGCACUUUGAAUAUCAUCAACUUUGAUGCCACCGACGAAGGGGAACUCGUCUGCCUGGCAACGAAUCUCGCUGGAAAAGCCAAGACCAAGUGCACACUCUCUAUGAUCCGAAUUCCCCCGACUUUCGACAAGUUGCUACCAAAAUCGAAGCAAAUCGAAGAAGGUCAACCUCUGGAAUUGAUCCUCGACAUAGACGGCAGUCCCUUCCCGAAGGUGACCUGGUUCAAGGACGGUGAGAAAAUCGUUCCCGAUGGCCACAUCAAGAUCGAAACCCAGCCGAAUGGCUCCACCAAGUUGACAAUUGACAAAUGUACACCAACAGACUGUGGAGCUUACAAACUCAUAGCUAAAAACAAUAAUGGAGAAAAUGCAUCUCAGUGUGCAGUGGCAGUGAAACCAGCCCUUCGGAAGCCCUCCUUCUCCAAACCUCUGGAGAACGUCCACAUCAUGGUAGGAGAGCCCUUGAAACUUCAAGCCCAAGUGGUUGCCUUCCCAACUCCAGAAGUCCAGUGGUUCAAGGACGGCUUACCACUGCGAAAAUCUCAAGACAUUGAGUUCAUCAACGAACCGAAUGGCAUCAUGGGACUGUCCAUCGAGACUACAAAGCCAGAAGAUGCCGGGGUGUACUCCCUCGUAGUCAAGAAUGAUCUUGGUGAAGUUACUGGAACAGCUGAUGUUGAGAUUGAAGCUAAAGAGAAGAAGCCAGGAUUCUUGACAACCCUUCAACCCUUGACUGUUGUCGAAGGAUUCCCAGCCAAACUAGAAGUGACAACAGUGGGUAAACCACCACCCACGUUAAAAUGGACGCACAACGGGGAGGAGAUAGUUCCUGAUGGACAGCACAUCAAGAUUGUCUCCCAACCUGAUGGCACCCACGCACUUCUCAUUGAUAAGGUCACCGCUGAAGACGCCGGAGAGUACGGAGUGAUAGCUAGUAAUUCCGAAGGGGAGGAAGCCAGUCAUGGAAUCCUGAGUGUCGCUGGAAAAAAGACUGAUGCACCUGAGGAGAAGCCAGCAUUCCUUGGACCACUGAGGGAUGUUAGCGUAGAGGAGGGUGAAGCUUUAUCUCUAAGUGCAGCAUUCUCCGGUAAUCCUCUGCCAGAUGUCACCUGGACAAAGGAUGGAGAGGCUGUCGAACCAUCAGACUCCAGGAUUUUAUUAUCCUGCGAUGGGAAAAAGGUAGGAAUUGAAGUAUAUCCUUGUACAGCUAAGGACGCAGGUGUCUACCGAUGUCGUCUGGUCAAUCCUCUCGGGGAAGACUCCUCCAGUGGAAUCGCAACUGUCCGUAAAAUCUACUCAAAACCAAAUUUCGCCCAACGCUUCACCGAUCUCCAGCAAUUACCAGGACACGACGCCAAGUUCGCAGCACGAAUCACUGGCAUUCCUCGUCCAGAUGUCGCCUGGUACUUCAACGAUAAACCCAUUCCCCGGGAUAACGAUAAAUAUAAGAUCAAGAGAGACGGUGAUAUAUGUUGUCUGUACGUAUCAGAUUGUUCUCCAUCUGAUGCUGGAAGAUACAAAUGUAGAGCUGUGAAUAAAGAGGGUGAAGCAUCCUGCGAGGCCACUCUAUCCCUCGGUUCUGGAACCGACACCAGGCAGAAGGUUGAACCCCCAUCCUUCCUCAAACGCAUAGGAGACUGUGAGAUAUACAAAGGUAUGACAGCCAAGUUCACAGCAUGUGUCACAGGCUGUCCUGACCCGAGCUUCGAAUGGUACCGGAACAAUGAACGACUCUGGCCGACAGAUCGCAUCAGAAUGGAAGAAGAAGGCUCCGGUCUUCUCCGCUUGAUCCUCAUGAACAUUGAUGAGCACGAUGUUGGUAAAUACAGCCUCAGGAUCUACAAUCCUCACGGCGAGGACAUCUGUCACGCUGAGAUGCGCUACGAUACCCUAGAAAUUCGCCCGAAGAAACCACUAGCCGAUCAGUAUUCGGAGUUCGAUAAGUACCGCAAGUCUGGAAUACCAUUGCCUCUUGCUGAUCGUCCAAUCAUCAGCCGGAUGAUGGACCGACAUCUGACGCUAUCGUGGAGGCCAUCUAUACCCAUUGGUCCACGCAUCCCAGUGACGUACCUCGUGGAGAUGUGUGAGCUGCCCGACGGCGAUUGGUUCACAGCUAGAUCCGGUCUUCGCAGCUGUGUCUGUGACAUCCGGAACCUUGAACCCUUCCGGGACUACAAAUUCCGGAUUCGGGUGGAGAACAAGUACGGAAUAAGUGAUCCCUCGCCGUUUGCUCAGACAUAUCGUUCCAAACUCUUACCAGAUCCACCAAAAUUCCAUCCAUACCUUCCCCCUGGCAUCGACUUCCGUCCGGAAACUAGCCCGUACUUCCCCAAGGACUUUGACAUCGAGCGACCUCCUCACGACGGCUACGCUCAGGCCCCUAAAUUUCUCCGUCAGGAACACGACGCCCAGUACGGUGUGAAGAACCACAACUGCAAUCUCUUCUGGUUCGUCUACGGCUACCCAAAGCCCAAGAUGAAUUACUACUUCAACAACGAGCUGAUCGAGUGCGGAGGUCGUUACGAUCACAGCUACACCAGGAACGGUCAGGCGACGUUGUUCAUCAACAAGAUGUUGGAGCGAGAUGUUGGGAUCUACGAGGCAGUCGCCAGUAACGAACACGGCGAGGCCAGGCAACGAGUCCGAUUGGAGAUCGCUGAAUACCCGACGUUCAUCCAACGUCCCGACGAGAGCAUCAUAAUGCUGCGGAGGAAUGGACACCUCCAAGCAAAAAUCCUGGGAGUUCCUUACCCGGAGAUCAAGUGGUACAAAGAUUGGAAGCCUCUAGCACCGUCAGCCAGGAUCAAGAUCGACUUCUUCGAGCCGGACACGUCAGUCCUCACCAUCAACGACGCCAUCCUCAAGGACGAGGGACUCUACUCCGUGAGUGCUAGAAACGUCGCUGGAUCGAUAUCAUGCUCAGUGAUGGUGCACGUCGAGGAGAACGAGCAUGAGUACGGAUACAGAACGUACACGAGGCAGACUGAUGUCAAGCCGAAAACAAAAUUAUUCGAUGAUUACUACGACCUUGGAGAUGAGUUGGGAAGAGGCACUCAGGGGAUCACCUAUCACGCGGUGGAGAGGGCAACUGGUAAGAAUUAUGCUGCUAAGGUGAUGCACGGACGUGGUGAGCUGAAGCCUCUCAUGUUCAACGAGAUCAACGCAAUGAAUCAUCUUAAUCACCGCAAUCUCCUUCGUCUUCACGAUGCGUACGAGACAGAUGGCUCCAUGACACUUCUGAUGGAGCUCGCUGGUGGAGGAGAACUGGUGGAUAGUCUGACACGAAAUCCCUUCUACACCGAGUGGGAGGUGGCCAACUACAUCAGACAGAUCUUGAAGGGAUUGGAGCACAUGCACAACGAGAGUUGGGCUCAUCUGGGUCUGACCCUGGGAGAUCUUCUGAUUUCGCACUCUGGUAGUGAUGACCUGAAGAUCGGAGACUUUGGUCUCGCUCGAAGGAUUUCUUACAACAGAUUGAUGACACUUGUUUAUGGAAUGCCUGAGUUUGUGGCUCCCGAGGUUGUCAAUGGUGACGGUGUGGCAUACGCUGCGGACAUGUGGUCUCUGGGCAUCAUCACCCACAUUCUGUUAUCCGGAAUCUCACCCUUCCGUGGAAUCAAUGAUCGUGAAACUCUGACGAAAAUCAAGAACGGCAAUUGGGACUUUGACGAGCGCUGGUGGAUGCACAUCUCCAGUGAAGCUAAGGACUUCAUAAAACGACUCCUCGUUUAUACCAUUGAGGAUCGAAUGGAUGUGUCCGAGGCACUUCGUCAUCCCUGGUUACGUAAUCUGGAUAAGCCACCGGUGGAGCCUUACAAGAUCCCCUCAGAAAAUCUCAGGAACUACUACAAAUUAUUCAGAGAUUGGUAUGGCAACGCAUCCUGCAGGAACUGGUACAGAAGGAGGCGAUUGAGCAGUGCAUUCGAACAUCCAUCGAAGAUGGUCUACCCACCUGGUGACAGGUACACUCCAGAGCCCAUCGCUGAACGCACUUACACACCAAGAGAGAAACCCGAGCCGAAGGCUUGGGAGAGCAGGGUACCAUCCAGGGAGCCUAUUGACACGGAAAUCGGAAUGUUCUCCAACGAGAGUCAUUACCAAAAUGGCCCGGAUACGUAUCUACUUCAGUUGAGAGAUACCGACUUUCCGGUUCGACUUCGGGAGUACAUGAAGGUCGCUCAUGAUCGUUGUCCCAGCUUCACGAGGAUCUACAACGACGAUGGAUACGACUGGAGAACUCCAAUAAUCAGAGAACGUCGAAGAUUCACCGACGUGAUGGACGAGGAGAUCGACGACGAGCGUAAAGCGAGGAUCAACAAUUACGGAGCGGAUUCCAACACAAUGAGACGUUUACGACACGAAUUAGGAACUCGCCUGGACUCCUACUACGAGGCUGACGCAAUGAUAGAGGAGAAAAAAGGUGGAAACCUGCCUUUCUUCCGGGAGAAGCCCCAGAUCCUCCAGAUCCAAGCUGGUAAAUGUGCCCAGCUCGCCUGCUACGCCGUCGGCAACCCCAAGCCCAAUGUCCAAUGGUACAAGAAUGACCUCGUCAUCCAGGAAGGCAAGAGGAUCAGCAUCGUCGAGGCAACUGAUGGCAGAUCAAUCCUCAGCUUCAAUCCAACUCGAGAAUACGAUGUCGGGAUCUACAAAGUUGUUGCGAGAAAUCCUGUGGGACAAACUGUCGCCAGGACGCGAAUAGUCCUGGCUACUGUUCCAGGUAUUCCCCAGGCCCCAGAGGUAUGUGGGAUAUCGGAUACGGAGAUCCUACUGCGUUGGAAGGCCCCCAAGGACGACGGAAACUCGGAAAUAUUAUGUUACAAUUUACAAUACAAAGCUGGUGAUUCUAUCGACUGGAUCGAUGUCGCCAGCAAUAUCGAUCACGAGUUUUAUCUUAUCAAAGAUUUGCAAGCAAAUACUAGCUAUCACUUCCGGCUAGCAGCUAGGAAUCGCAUUGGAUGGGGUGACAAGGGCUUCGAGACGAAUCUGGUGCAGACGAAACCAGAGGGAGCGCCGAAGGUGCCUAUCAGUCGCGCCAUGAGACAUCUGCAACAUCUUACUGAGUCCGGGCAGGUGAUCAUCCCGGAUGAGGAGAAGCCGAGGAUCAGUUAUGAUGCCGAGGAGACACCCAUCGAAUGGACUAUCGAUGCUCAAUUCACGAGCCGAUAUUCCUUCAUCUCGGAGGUCUCCCGGGGACAAUUCUCGAUGGUUGUGAAAGGUGCGGAGAAGGAGAGUGAUAAGCUGGUGGUUGCAAAAAUCCUGGAAGUUCGUCCUGAUUUGAAGGAAGCGGUCGGUGAUGAAUUCCAAGUACUGAGGUCCCUCAGACACGAGAGGAUUGCCCUUCUCGAAGCUGCAUAUUGGGCUGCCGAUUCACCAGUCGCUGUCUUCAUUCUGGAGAAGCUCCAAGGAUCCGAUGUCCUGACAUAUUUGGCCAGCAGACCCGAGUACACGGAAAACUGUGUUGCCACCAUCAUCACAGAGGUUCUUGAUGCACUUCAGUAUCUCCACUGGAGAGGAUACUGUCAUCUGGACAUUCAACCUGACAACGUGGUGAUGGCUUCUCUCAGAUCAGCGCAUAUUAAACUCGUGGACUUUGGAACAGCGAAAAAAGUAUCGAAAUUGGGAACUGAGGUGCCAUUGAAGUCGGGACAUCAUGAGUACAGAUCACCUGAGGUUCUUAAUGAAGAGUUGGCGUAUCCUCAGACUGAUAUUUGGAGUGUUGCUGUUCUCACUUAUGUACUUUUGUCUGGGGUAUCGCCAUUUAAAGGAUCUGAUGAUAACGAGACCAGGCAGAAUAUAUCUUUUGUUAGGUACAGAUUCGAACAUUUGUAUAAGGAAAUCAGCCAGGAAGCUACCAGGUUCCUCAUGCUGCUAUUCAAACGAACACCUAGUAAGAGACCAACAGCUGAGGAAUGUCACGAGCACAGGUGGCUAAUGCCAACAGAAUUUAUGAUUAAGAAACGUGAACGAGCGUCUUUCCCCGGUGAUAGACUGAAGAAAUACAACGAAGAAUAUCACGAACUCAAGCACGCCCUGGCAUCGAAGAGUGACAACUUAACGCAAGCCUUCGGAAGUCUUCGUAAUUUAAAUAGAUCAUACAGCACAGAGGAUGAAUUGAUCACAUCCGUGAAUUUAGAGUAAGGUACAAUUCAAUUAUGAUUUUCCAAAUAACGUAUUUAUUUAUUGAGAAGAUUUUUAACUAUUGACGAAUAAAGGCCACUUUAUCGAAAAUUUUCAAGUUGAACAUCUGAUAAUUGUCGUACAACGACCGAAAUUUCAAGAUUUUUUUUGUUCUCGUUUUAUUAUUUAUUUGUUGAACGUUUGAGAGAUAUCUUGGGUGGUCAUUAGCUCAUUUUAGACAUGAAUACAUGAAAAACUGUACAAAAAAUCGUUAAUCGUGGGAUGAAUUGCACGUUAAUUUAUAUAAUAAUUUUUUUUUCUUUAUUUACAAAAUGUUUCCUGGAAAUAAAGACUACAAUGCUGAAAAAUAUCAA
Molecule: messenger RNA, 18468 nt
Organism: Diachasmimorpha longicaudata
Lineage: Eukaryota; Metazoa; Arthropoda; Insecta; Hymenoptera; Braconidae
Gene: Obsc
Product: Obscurin
Exons: 21
Coding region: 977-18115 (5712 amino acids)
Biological process (GO): protein phosphorylation; homophilic cell-cell adhesion; synapse organization
Cellular component (GO): axon; neuronal cell body; plasma membrane
Molecular function (GO): protein kinase activity; ATP binding; guanyl-nucleotide exchange factor activity
Source: RefSeq, a predicted model, not a curated record